AUGCAGAAGGAGUUCACCACCAUAAACAAGGAUGGGAAGACUGUGUGGGAACCAGGCUUGCCUGCGACUGUUACGGCCCGGCGCCAGCAUCGGCCCCAAAAGGGGGCCCCCGUGGUGGACGAGGUGCCAGUGACUUGCGACCUGCGCCUGACGCUGAAGAUGCCGGGCUCGAGCAAAGCGGAGUGGCUGGAGAAGGCCCUCAAAGCGAUGCCUGGCAAGGCGAAGGUGCAGGAUGUCUUCAACAUUAUCACCCAUCCGAAGUUUUCGUCCGGAGUUGCCGAGAAGUAUGGCAAGCGGAUGCUUCAAACUGUCGCAGAGAGCAUGGACUUGUUCUCUGACAAGCAGCGCAUCACUUUGUCCAGGUGCAAGCUGGUGGAGCUGUUUCAGCCCGGGGGUGCCGGAGAG
Molecule: messenger RNA, 405 nt
Organism: Symbiodinium necroappetens
Lineage: Eukaryota; Dinophyceae; Suessiales; Symbiodiniaceae
Source: the annotation of a GenBank genome assembly